Desarmillaria tabescens is the source of this 1702-nucleotide messenger RNA. RefSeq lists its product as uncharacterized. Gene Ontology annotation, cellular component: membrane. Lineage: Eukaryota; Fungi; Basidiomycota; Agaricomycetes; Agaricales; Physalacriaceae. The coding region runs from base 133 to 1572 and encodes 479 amino acids. The transcript is spliced from 16 exons. Gene Ontology annotation, biological process: proteolysis. Gene Ontology annotation, molecular function: serine-type endopeptidase activity. The record is from RefSeq and is a predicted model, not a curated record.
GGUUGCACUGCCCCAGUUGACGCAGUACUGGUUCGAACUGCGCAUCCUGUCUUAUUUAACAUAACAGCCACCACCGCAACCACCCUUUCAACGUUUCUCUCAUUUGCCAGCAGACCUCCACAUUGUUCCAGAAUGGCUGAAGCAACGGGCGCCCAUGUCCACUAUACAGAUCAAUCUCCUACUACCGCUACUCCUGGUACCUCAUCCUCGACGCUGCAUCGCAACGACACCUUCAUGUCCACGACGACGAGAAGAAAUUCUGACGGGUAUAAAGACGAAGCAUUUGACCAUACGAAAUUAGACGAAAAAGACCAGCCAAAUCUAGUUCGGGGGGCGAGCACGCGGAGCAAGGCCUCAUAUAGUGAUUCGAAGCGCUACACAUACAUCGACGAAGAUUAUAAUCUCUAUCGACAUCCGCAGGAGGAAAGCAAGGAUUCUCUUGUUCAUAACGCUGCCGACAUUGGUCGUUCAGGCAACUAUCAAGACUUGGAAUACGCCGAUCCCUAUAAUGCUGAAAGAGCAAAGCCUGUAGCAGAGAAAGCUGGUCCAUUAGCGAGAUUCCUGGGUGAAGGGCGAUACCCAAUAGAGCAGAGAAUAGAGGACAAGAAACGCGGGAUCGGACGACAGAAGUACCCCUUCCUUGUAUGGCUCCUGACGCUCAUAAUGACCUGCACAUUCAUCUACGAGCUCAUCGUGAACUGGAAGCAGCAAGGGACUCCCGUCUCUUUCCACCCCACUGUGAACUAUAUGCUGGGUCCUUCUUCAGCAGCGAUCAUACAUGUCGGCGCGAGAUUUCCACCUUGCAUGAAAUAUGUUGAGGAUGUUCCCCCUACGUUAGAAAUGGGCUGUAUGAACAAUACCGCUAAUCCCGCCACUAUAUUAUGUACGAUUGAGGACCUAUGCGGAUUUGGAGGAUUCCACGAUGAAGAUCCCAAUCAGUGGUUCCGAUUCAUAACAGCAAUCUUUUUCCAUGCUGGAUUUGUACAUAUUCUUCUGAACAUGUUUGCUCAGCUCACCCUUUCCGCUCAAAUUGAAAGGGAAAUGGGAACUGGCGGCUUUUUCUUCACUUACAUGAGCGCCGGUAUCUUUGGUAAUAUAUUAGGAGGCAAUUUCGCGCUCGUCGGAAUACCUUCAAUAGGCGCCAGCGGAGCAAUUUUUGGCACAGUAGCGGUGACAUGGGUUGAUUUGUUUGCGCACUGGAAAUACCAAUAUAGACCAGUCAGGAAGCUGAUAUUUAUGACCAUUGAAUUGCUAGUCGGUGUUGCUAUUGGAUUCAUUCCUUAUGUCGACAACUUCGCUCACCUCGGAGGAUUUUUGAUGGGACUGCUGGUCGGAACCACAUUUUAUCCUGUCAUAAGUGUCACCAGGCGCCAUAAACUAAUAAUGUGGUCUUUCCGUAUCAUCGCCAUUCCAAUAGCGAUUGUUCUCUUUGUGGUUCUAACAAGGAAUUUCUACAAAUCGGAUCCUUAUGCUGCGUGCUCCUGGUGUCGCUACCUUUCUUGCUGGCCCACAUCAUCAAAUGAUCAUUGCAAGGGAACUGGCAUUGUCACAACUAAUUCUACCAGCGUAUGAACACAAUCUUAGUAGUCUUGUAAAUACCGAUACCAUGAUCUUGAACAUACCUUUGACACCAUUUAUCAUGCGGACAAAUCUUCUGUAUGCACGUAGAAUUUACGUAAGAUCCUGAAUUAAAUAAUUCUUG